AUGCUGUGGAGGCUGGUUCAGCAGUGGAGCGUCGCGGUGUUCCUGCUGAGCUACUCGGUGCCCUCCUGCGGGCGCUCGGUGGAGGAGCUCGGCCGCCGACUCAAAAGGGCUGUGUCUGAACACCAGCUUCUCCAUGACAAGGGGAAGUCCAUCCAAGACUUACGGCGACGAUUCUUCCUCCACCAUCUGAUCGCGGAAAUCCACACAGCUGAAAUCAGAGCUACCUCGGAGGUGUCCCCCAACUCCAAGCCUGCUCCCAACACCAAGAACCACCCCGUCCGAUUUGGGACUGACGAUGAGGGCAGAUACUUGACUCAGGAAACCAACAAGGUGGAGACGUACAAAGAGCAGCCACUGAAGACACCCGGCAAGAAAAAGAAAAGCAAGCCUGGAAAACGCAAGGAGCAGGAAAAGAAGAAGCGGCGAACUCGAUCGGCCUGGCUGAACUCGGGCGUGGCUGGGUGUUGGCUGGAAGGGGACCACCUGUCUGACAUCUCCGCGACAUCGCUGGAGCUCAAUUCACGGAGGCAUUGAAAUUUUCAGCAGAGACGUUCAGAAGACAUAUUGCAGGAUUCUGUAAUAAUAAACAUAUGG
Messenger RNA from Balaenoptera ricei (Rice's whale), 594 nucleotides. It is a transcript of the gene PTHLH, whose product is annotated as parathyroid hormone like hormone. Gene Ontology annotation, biological process: bone mineralization; osteoblast development; adenylate cyclase-activating G protein-coupled receptor signaling pathway. Lineage: Eukaryota; Metazoa; Chordata; Mammalia; Artiodactyla; Balaenopteridae. Gene Ontology annotation, cellular component: extracellular region. Gene Ontology annotation, molecular function: peptide hormone receptor binding; hormone activity. The transcript is spliced from 3 exons. The record is from RefSeq and is a predicted model, not a curated record. Bases 1 to 534 code for a protein of 177 amino acids.